CCCCAGCAGGCGCAGGCCAGAGCUCAGUCACCCAGCAUGCGGGCACAGCGUAUGCGGAGGACACCGCUCAGUGUGAUCCUCGGACUCCUGUUCCUGAGCAUGGCAGCCACAAGCAAGUGCUUGGGCAAGUACCAUGAACUCCUCCUGCAGCUCCGGCGUCAGGCGGACCACAUGCAGGACACCAGCACGCUCCUGGACCCCUAUAUCCGCAUCCAAGGCCUGGACACGCCAGGACUGAAGGAGCGCUGCAGGGAGUGUCCCAGGGCCUUCCCCAGCGAGGAUGCCCUGCGGGGGCUCAGUAGACAGGGCUUCCUGCGGACCCUCAAUGCCACGCUGGGCCUCGUCCUGCACAGACUGACCGCUUUGUAUCAGGACCUCCCUGAAGCCCAGCAGUUGGUGGGACUGAACAUCCGCGGGUUCAGGAGUAACAUCCACUGCAUGUCCCUGCUGCUGCGCAGCUCCUCGGAGGCGGAGACACCUGAGCCCACUCAGCCGGGCCCCGGGCCCACGCCUCCGCCCACACCGCCCUCAGACGCCUUCCAGCACAAGUUGAAGAGCUGCAGGUUCCUGCGCGGCUACCACUGCUUCAUGCACUCUGUGGGGCAGGUCCUCCGGGAGUGGGGGGAGAGCCGGAGCCGGAGCCGGAGCCGGAGACACAGCCCCCGCCGGGCCCCUGGAGACACAGCCCCCUCCGGGCCCUGCAGAGGGGGGGCCCGCAGGAUGUGGCCCUUCCGGAGGGACAGGAGACUCAUGCCGAGGGGACACCUGCCCCGGUAG
This is a messenger RNA of Balaenoptera ricei (Rice's whale), 777 nucleotides long. It is a transcript of the gene OSM, whose product is annotated as oncostatin M. The record is from RefSeq and is a predicted model, not a curated record. Lineage: Eukaryota; Metazoa; Chordata; Mammalia; Artiodactyla; Balaenopteridae. Bases 37 to 777 code for a protein of 246 amino acids. The transcript has 3 exons. Gene Ontology annotation, molecular function: cytokine activity; oncostatin-M receptor binding. Gene Ontology annotation, cellular component: extracellular region. Gene Ontology annotation, biological process: immune response; oncostatin-M-mediated signaling pathway.